Crotalus tigris (Tiger rattlesnake) is the source of this 2496-nucleotide messenger RNA. It is a transcript of the gene DAZAP1, whose product is annotated as DAZ associated protein 1. Lineage: Eukaryota; Metazoa; Chordata; Lepidosauria; Squamata; Viperidae. Gene Ontology annotation, cellular component: cytoplasm. The coding region runs from base 301 to 1524 and encodes 407 amino acids. Gene Ontology annotation, molecular function: RNA binding. The record is from RefSeq and is a predicted model, not a curated record. The transcript has 12 exons.
GCGCGCGUGCGCUUGCGCAGGCGCGCGACGGCGGCGGCUAGCUGGCUGACUGUCGCCGGGCCCCUCUAGUGUGAGGUAAAGCCGAAGGCGGCAGCGAGGACGGCGGCGGCGGCGGCGCCUGGAGCUCCGAGGGCGCCUGUGGCAGGCGGUGAACCCCAGGAGAAGAAGCGGACGGGAGAAAAGCGGCGUUAGGACCCGCCACCGCCUCUCACCGCAGCGCCGCCGGAGGAGGAGAAGGAAGAAGAGCGGAGGGGCAGCUAGCCGGGCCUACCCCCAGGCCAUUCUGCCCCCGUCGCCGCCAUGAAUAGCGUCGGGGGCGCCGACGAGAUCGGGAAACUAUUUGUAGGAGGCCUAGAUUGGAGCACCACGCAAGAAACUCUUCGUAGCUAUUUUUCCCAGUAUGGGGAAGUUGUUGACUGUGUAAUAAUGAAAGAUAAGACUACAAAUCAGUCACGCGGAUUUGGAUUUGUCAAGUUCAAAGAUCCCAACUGUGUGGGAACUGUCCUGGCCAGCAGACCCCAUACGUUAGAUGGCCGAAAUAUUGAUCCCAAACCCUGUACACCUCGAGGAAUGCAGCCUGAGAGAACACGACCAAAGGAAGGAUGGAAAGGAUCCAGGAGUGAUAGCAAGUCUCAUAAAAUUUUUGUUGGUGGGAUCCCUCACAACUGUGGUGAAACGGAGCUCAGGGAAUACUUCAAGAAGUUUGGAGUGGUUACCGAAGUGGUAAUGAUCUAUGACGCAGAGAAACAGCGACCCCGAGGUUUUGGAUUUAUUACUUUCGAGGACGAACAAUCAGUGGACCAGGCUGUCAACAUGCAUUUUCACGACAUCAUGGGCAAAAAAGUGGAGGUGAAGCGGGCCGAACCUCGUGAUAGUAAGAGCCAGACUCCAGGGCCAACAGGCACCAGCCAAUGGGGAAGCCGGAUCAUGCCAAGUGCUGCCAAUGGCUGGGCAGGACAGCCCCCACCUACCUGGCAACAAGGAUACGGACCUCAAGGUAUGUGGGUACCAGCUGGACAAGCACUUGGUGGGUAUGGUCCCCCUCCACCAGGUAGAGGAGCGCCACCUCCACCGCCGCCUUUUACCUCGUACAUUGUUUCGACACCUCCAGGAGGAUUCCCACCCCCACAGGGUUUCGCACAGAGCUAUGGCACCCCUCCACCUUUCAGCUUUGGGUAUGGUGCCCCACCUCCUCCACCUGAGCAGUUUGCUCCUGCCGGUGUUCCUCCACCGCCUGCCACCCCUGGGGCAACACCACUCGCUUUCCCUCCGCCUCCCCCACCAUCUCAGCCAACUCAGGACAUGAACAAGCCUCCAGCUGCCCAACCAGAUUUCCCCUAUACCCAGUUUGGAUAUGGACAAGACUUGAGUGGCUUUGGACAAGGCUUUGCCGACCCCAGCCAACAGCCCCCCUCCUAUGGAGGCCCUUCAGUACCACCCUCCAGUGGGCCGCCCGCGGGGGGCAGUGGUUUUGGCCGUGGACAGAACCAUAACGUUCAAGGUUUUCACCCCUACCGACGCUAGCGUGCCCACCUAGAAAUCAGGGAGUUCUGUCCAGAGCAGGAUAUCUGGUAUCAGCUGAAACCCAGGAAGGCCAGACUUAUGAACUUGUGACAAUCACCUACUUUACCAGAGGGGGGGGAGGGGGGGAAACCACAAAUGUAACAUCUUUUGGAGGGGUGUUGGGGGAGGAAGAGGAGGCAGCUUUUGAAAGCAAAGUUGUCAGUGGUGUUUGGACUGCAUUUUUUUUUAAGAAAAAAAAAAGUCUUUUCUUUAACCCAUCAGCACAAAUAAAGAGUGUCACUGGUUCAAACUACAGGGUUUUAAAAAAUGUCUUCAGCUUUAAUUAAAAAAAAAAAUCUUCAGGUUUCUUUAUUUUUGUUGAAAAUUUAUUAUUAUUUUUUUUUCCUGAGCCUUUUGUUUUACCAUAUAUUGUAAACUUUAUGUUCAAAGAAGAAGAAAAAUAUAUACAUUUACAGAUUGUGAGAUUUUUAAAGAGAAAUUUUCUACUAUGUAUGCAGGCUUAUUUUUUAAUUUAAAAGAGAAAAAAAAAAACAGGGUUUCCAUUAGCACUGCUUAGAGGGUGGAGUUUUGAACCUCCUUUUGUUUAAAGUGGUUGGUCCAGAAACUGGGAGUUAUUUUAAAAAGAAAAAAGAAAAAAAAAGUGGGAGGCGGAAAUAGGAAAGGGAUUUAAGUAUGUCCGUUUGUCAUUUUGUUACUGGUUUUGGAUCUGACAUAACAGUCCAGGAACAAGAGUUGUUUGAAAAGGGGGCACCGUGUCACUUCUUGAAGCACAGCAUUUCAAUUGAGGCUUCAUGUUCUUAAAAAAAAAAAAUUCUUUGGGGAUAUGAAUUUCUUUAAGGGGGUUAAUGGAAGCCUUGCGAAGAUGUAGAUUUCCCUCAGGCAAAAAAAAAAAAAAAAAAAUGGGGGUGCAUUUUGCACUAACCAGCGAUUACCCCUGGUUUGAAUAAAGAAAAGUACAUUUGGAUUAGAAAU